This is a messenger RNA of Rotaria sordida, 2985 nucleotides long. NCBI's taxonomy places the organism in Eukaryota, Metazoa, Rotifera, Eurotatoria, Philodinida, Philodinidae. The record is from the annotation of a GenBank genome assembly.
AUGCUGAUUAUGUACGUGAUCAUACUUCUAGCUCUGCAUAAUGCAGUGCAUACUGAAUAUUCAUUAUAUUAUUCCGAUAUUCGUCAGAGUUCAUAUCUGACAUUUGAUUGUUUGUACACUCAACAUAUCGACAGUGAAUCGAAUGAAGGUUUUUCCUACCUUAUAAACAAGCAGUUGACUCCCUAUUGUCGACGACCUGAUAAUGAUGAAAAAGAAGAAGAAUUAUCUGAUAUAUUGGGUGAAAAUAUAGCAAACAAGAUUAGUUUUAAUGAAUUAAGGAAACAAGGUAUAACAAGUGAACAACUUCUUAAUUGGUCAGCACCCAUCGAUCUUGCUGAACGGUAUGAAAUGAAUAAUCAAAGUUCAGAAUUAUUCUAUAAUUGUUCAUCGCCGUGGUUUGGAUCGAAAUGUCAAUAUCGAUUUAUUUACAAUUCAUCUUGGUCAUUUAAUAAAAUAGUUGAAUCUUCUGCGAAAAAUCAAUUCUAUGGGAGGUCUGGUGUAACUGUUACCACAUGUUAUCCAUUUUUUGUUGGUUGUCGUCGUGGACCAUGGGAUUUAUGUCUCGACUGGCGACAAAUAUGUAAUGGCAUAGUUGAUUGUAAGAAUGGCGAAGACGAGCAAUGGUGUGAAACAUUAGAAAUAACAACUUGUGCUGAUGAUGAAUAUCGAUGUCAUUAUGGUGGUCAAUGUAUUCCACUGAUAUUUGCACGAGAUAAUUACUUAAUUCCGGACUGUCUCGAUGGUAGUGAAGACAAAGAACUGUACACCAACGCGUACUCAGCUUUUACACAUUCUUUUUGUGGCUCAAUUAGAACAUUUCAAUGUGAAGAACGUAUUAAUCGAUAUCCUCGUUCUUUCCCGUGUGGUGAUGGUAGUUUUUUGAUGGAGACUGGUUUGACAGAUACAUCAGUCCUUUGUUCCAAUCGAAGGGAUACACAAGUGUUUUUAACAAUGUGGACUUCAUUCGAUCACAUUAAAAAUAUUACAUGUCAACAAGCAUUUCGUUGUUCAACAAUUCUCAUUCUAGAUUAUUGUAAGUAAGAAUAAUUGUAUAUUAAUUUAAUUACUGAAAAAACUCAAGUGUUCUUUUUGUUGUUCAAAUAGUAGUAUACAAUGGCUGAAAUCUUGAAAUAUAAAUUAGAAUGUUUUAGUCUCCGACUUUCAAAAGGAAUUUUUCUAGCCUUUGAAAAUUCCGUACGAGCUUGAGAGUUUUUAAUGAUACCAUGUAAUGAUGUUGAAUUCAUAUCUAGACAUUAAACAUUGUUUGGCGGUCAGAUUCUCUCUAUAUUCGCUCUCUUCGUAAUGUCUCUCUUAUACAAUUAGCUGAAAUUGAACAGUUUUGAUCGACUUUAUUUUAACUUCUUAUUACAUUCCUUUUUUGUGUACUCAAAAAGUGAGUACACUCUAGAAUCGGUCAGUGUGUCCGGCCGUCCGUCCGUUUACACGAUAUCUUUCGAAAGGAGAGUCCGAUCGCGAUGAAAUUUUCUACAUAGUUCAGUCUUUACAAUAUCUCGGUCGAGUUCGAAGAUGAGAAGGAUCGGCCGAGCCGUUCCUGAGUUAUUGCAAAAAUACCCAUUUUUCCCUAUGGCUUCCUAUGGGAAAAUCGAUCCAUCGCCACUUUCGUAAAAGACUUUUCCUAUCAUUGUCAAUUAAAACCCCAACUAUUAUAUACCAUUCGAUAGAGAAUUUCAAGAGCUACAAAAUGAUAUAUAAAACAUUAAGAAAGAAGAAGAUUAACUCUCCUAUUGGUAAGAUAAAUAAGCGGGAAUCGGUUCGGUUUUUGUGCACGCUCCAAUCGAUCCCUGAUAGGAACUCUAUCUUUCGAUUAUAGAGGUGAUAAUUGAAGGUUUUCUAGUAUGGAGAACUCGAAUCUGUACUGCGCACUCGCCUCGAAGGCCCAUUGGUUGAGCAUUGACCAAUAGAAAUCAAGUUAUAGGGAAAACGACUUUCUGAGGCUAAUUUAAGCCGAAGAGUUCAAAUCCGAGCUGUAUACGCUUCCAAGUCCUAUUGAUUGAGCAGUAGCCAAUGGAAUUCAAGGGUUUAUAGAAAGGAUUUGCCAGGCAAAUUUUUAUAUCCAGACAUUCCAAGGUGACCGAUUUGUCUCAUUCACUUUUUGAAGUACACAUACUGUCGGAUAUAAAUCCGAGAUUUCCGCAUUUAUUUCAAUAAUAAAUUUAAAACAAAAUCAACAAUUUAUAUUCGAUUUCGAUUGAAUGCACACGAUGCUAUAAUCUGAAUUAAAAGAUAGAAUGAAAAAACUGGAAUAUUUAUCGAACUAGCCCUAUAAUAUAAUCAAAGAUACAGACAUUAUAAAAACUACAUAAUUUAUAAUUACUUUCAAUUGCCUUCGUACCGUCCAUAUAAUAUAAAAAACCAGAAAUAAAACUAAAACAAAAAAUUCGUUCUGGAUUAUAUAAAAACGACUUCGUAUCUGCAUAAAAAUUAUUGAAAUUUAUCUCACAUAUUGUCUAAUAAUCACAGAAAGUAAAACGGAAUAUUUUGAUACCAUCGAAUUCUGUAAGGACCAGCAGUUUUCUACUGUUGGACAUAAUCAGAUUCUAUAGGAUACUGACUAUUGAAUAUGAUUAGAUAGCCUAAGAACCCUAUUGAAUUUAAUGAGCUGAGUUAGACUUAAGUAGUUUACAGUUAUCAUAUUGAUUAAUAAUUGUCGCGAUUGUAAUGCUUUCAAUUAUGCACCACAUUGAAAUUCAUUGCUAAUAGAAGAAGCUAUAGAACAAUAGCGGUCUAUAGAAGCCUAUAUUCAUAUUUGCUAUGCAGUAGAUGGUUUUGAUUUGUUUAUAAGCUUAUCAACUUGUCUUAGCAGUUGAUAUUUAUAUAAAAGUCGAUCGAAAGGGAUCAUAUUUUUGCGCAUUUCUAACUACAGGAAAACUAUAUAAUAUGUAAAUCCAACUUCGAUUAUCUUGAAACGCUAUUGCAUUGGAUUGCAUUCUAGACUAAUGUUUUGAAAUACAUCCUUCUUACACA